Molecule: messenger RNA, 2691 nt
Organism: Diatraea saccharalis (sugarcane borer)
Lineage: Eukaryota; Metazoa; Arthropoda; Insecta; Lepidoptera; Crambidae
Source: the annotation of a GenBank genome assembly
GCAUACGCAUAAGAGAAGACAAUCAGGCGGACGCGUCUUGUUAUCAACUAUAUUCGCCGCGCUCGUUUGCGUGUGAUUUUCUUCUGUCAUAUUUUAUUUUCGCGCUCUUUUAGUAUUCCUAUUUAAAAUUUUAAUUAGGUUUUAAUAAAACGCGCGUUUCAUUUUUUUUAUAUAAGGUGGUGAUUAAAAACUUUUUCGUUAUCAAACGCGAUACGAUUGUUUUGUUUUUUUAUUAGAAUUUUAAAUUGAAAAUAGUUUUUAUGUAACUUUAAUCUGUACAUGAAACGUUUAAAAAAAGAAAAGGACUGGUGAUAUUUAGAAGAGAUAGUGCGGAGAUUUCUUGUUAAGAAAUUAACUCAGUGAAAUAAUUUUAAUAAAACAUUCAAGAUGGUGAAUAAAGUGUAUAAAGUAAAUUCUUCUACGGAUAAUAAGACGGGAAGCAAACACAACCAGAUACUCAUGUCAAUAGUCGUAUGCAUGCCUAUACUGGCAUAUGGAACAGCGAUGGGCUGGAUCUCACCCAACAAAUCUCUGCUGAUGGGCGAGUACUCACCAUCUAACGCUCCCCUGUCAGAAGAAGAUGUAUCAUGGAUGGCAUCUAUAAUGUUCAUCUUCGCACCAAUCGCAGUAUUCGUGUACGGUGUGGCCGCAGACAAAUUUGGAAGGAAAAACGCAUUGUUAUGUGCCUCUGUGCCUAUUGCGAUCGGCUGGGCUGUGAAGCUUAUAUGUACGCAUCCGAUAGCUCUAAUCGGAGCACGUGCACUUAUCGGCUUCGGUUCCGGUGGUGGGUUUGUCGUAUGUCCACUUUACGUCAAAGAAAUAAGCGAAGACAGCAUCAGAGGGAUGACGGGUACCUUCGUUAUAUUUUCACAGACCGCUGGAAAUCUCAUAGUAUUUGUACUAGGUGAUCUUCUACCAUUCAACACUGUACUAUGGAUUUUAUUAGCUAUCCCUCUGGUGCACUUCUGUAUUCUCCUGAGGCUACCAGAGACGCCAUCUUUCUUGAUCAAAUGCGGCAAGAAUCAGGAAACAGCAAAAGUCCUGGCGUGGCUGCGUUCUCUACCUGAAAACGACAAGACCAUCAGCGAGGAAGUUGACCGUCUCAUCAUCGAGCAGACCACCAGUGAACCCAAAUUCUCACCCAAACUCUUGUGUGAGUAAUUUUUUUACUAUAAAAAUCAAUGUCUUUCAACUCUUACAGCCAUUUGUGCAACAUCCAUUAAAAUCAAAGUAGCUCACAGAACAAUGUAUAAAAAACUAGUUUCAGUCAAGUAUCAAGAUAUUUAAAUCUGAUAAUUUUUGUAAAAGGAGGUUUUAGAUGAGCUGACAUACUAUAUGGUGAGUAAGGAGUACAUUUGUAUGGCGUUGCUUUCGAGAUUCACGUGUUACAUACAAAACAAAAUCAGGAUAGGUCAACAAGGAGGUCUGAAUUGUCAAUUGACCUGCAUCAUUUGACAUAGAGGGAACAUCGUUCACGACAACAUGAACAAAGAAUCAAGGACACUCGAACGCGAUUCCAUUCCGAUUAAUCAUAAUUGAGGCAAUAAAUAUGUUUGCGAUAUUUAUGACGUCAUGAUGUACAGGUCGGACGGUCAAUUGAGUUAAUAUUAUGUUCAACUGUCAAAACAAAGUUCCUAGAUCAGGGGACUAACAGCCAGUUGCACAAACUUCUAUUAAAACUGACAUAAGUUUAAAGCGACAUUACCCAUACAAGUUUGACAUUUAUUAGAGCAUAAAGACGUCAUUAAACCUUAAUGAACGUUCGUGCAACUGACCGUAACUGUCUUUUUUUAAAUCUAUCGCAAUUAUUUUCAAUUUUACUUUGGAAGAUAUUAACGAGCUACAUGCUACAUCAUUUUUUGCAAUUUUUAAUUAAAGAUAUGGAAUUGAAUGCACGAUAUCGUUAAUUUAAGACGUAAUAUAUUUGAAAGCUUUUGAGAAAGUUCAAACCAGAGUUGAGUCUAACUGCAAUCUAUCGAAGGUUUAAGUUUUUUAUUUCGUUUCUUAUUAGUUUCUUAUUAAAGAGAUUGUGAUAGAUUUUAAAUAAGACAAUUAGACCACUGCUUCGGCCCCUUUCUUUGUCACACGUUUAGGUAGUAGUAUGUAGUAUACUAUUAUUGGAGGUUAAUCUAUAAAGCUCGAUGGCGCUUUCGGAAGGGCUGGUCAUAGGAUGGGAGACCCAAAAUUUAUUAUUUCUAGCUCGUCCAUGUUUGGAAGGCACGUUAAGCCAUUAGUUACGGCUGUAUCUGCAAUCGCUAAACACCUAUCAAUCCGCACUGGGCCCGCGCGGGUUAAGGCCCAUUCUAUUCCGUUCAUAGGGAAGGCCUGUGUCCAGUAGUGGGAAGAUUGAUAGGCUGAUCUAUAUUAGUAUUGAGUGAGUAAAUUUAAAUAAUAAUGGAUUUUAAGGCGUUUGAAAAAUUGUUGGAUUCCGUCUCCCUCUGAACCAGAAGGUUCCCAAACAUUUUUUUCUCGUAGACCCAUUUCAAAUAUUAACUGGUUUAAGUGGACCCCCUACUGCUACAUUUUUACCAUAUUCCCAAAAUUCGUCCAAAAUGUGAAGAUCUAACGAUGGAAAUUGGUGUCGCGGGUGAGUUCCGUAGACCCCAGUUGAAUCCUUCGUGGACCCCUAAGCAGGGGCUUAGGGAAUCGCUGCUCUAAACGAUUUGAAGUUAUUAUUUUCAUAGAAUUCUG